AUGUAAGAAGGUUGAAUCUAUUUGAUGUCUGAUUGAGGCUGCUAGUGGUCGUGUUACGUCGUGCUCGCGAUGGGGAGACUGAAAGGCAUUCCGACCGUGUUGUCAGCUGAACUUCUGCACGCCCUGUCUUCGAUGGGGCACGGAGAUGAAAUUGUGCUGGGAGACGCCAACUUCCCGUCAGCGUCCGUGGCCAAAGCCGCUGGUACUCGGGUCAUCCACUGCGAUGGUCACGACAUCCCAACCCUGCUGACAGCCAUUCUACAGCUCAUGCCGCUGGACAAGUACGGCGACUCGCCGGUGACUCUGAUGGCGGUGACUGACGCCGAUGUUAAACGAGGGGUGAAGACCCCAAUCUGGGGGACUUACCAGGAGAUAAUAAACAGAUCUGAAGGGCGUGAGGUACCGAUGAAGUCACUGGAGCGAUUUUCAUUCUACGAAAGAGCCAAGAACGCUUAUGCUGUUGUCAAUACUGGAGAAACGAAAAUAUACGCCAACAUUGUCCUGAAAAUGGGAAUCAUAGUCGAUUAAUUGACUGGACGAAGCCAAGGCUGAAAUGUAGCAGCAUUUUAGAAUAAAAAUGGGUGUAUUACAAGCAUGA
Messenger RNA from Zootermopsis nevadensis, 598 nucleotides. Its product is annotated as fucose mutarotase. Gene Ontology annotation, biological process: fucose metabolic process. NCBI's taxonomy places the organism in Eukaryota, Metazoa, Arthropoda, Insecta, Blattodea, Termopsidae. Gene Ontology annotation, molecular function: fucose binding; racemase and epimerase activity, acting on carbohydrates and derivatives. The record is from RefSeq and is a predicted model, not a curated record.